UUUGACUUUCUCUCUCUUUCUCUUUAUCUGCAAGCUCCACUCCACGCACUCGCUCCCCACUCAUUUGGACAUUUGCCUUCGCAGGAUCGCCGCUGGAUUUACACCCCCGAUCUACUUCCACCCCGGGAUUGUUUUUGGAAGAAAAAGACGAUUUGUGUUUUGAACUGAAACGCGUGGAAGUUGUUUCGUGGGCGGACACGAGGGAAGACGGAAUGAAGCGUGCAAAGUGGCUGAGGGGCUGAACGCACGUCAACGCUGCUGGUGCAGUUUUUAGCACCACCCCGAGUUUGGAAAGCUGAGCCGCUAUGGCCAAGUGGCUCAAAGACUACUUGAGUUUUGGCAGCAGGAAGGUACCCCCGCAGCCCCCCACGCCGGACUACACCGAGAGCGAGAUCCUAAAGGCCUACCGCCUCCAGAGGGAACUGGACUUUGAAGAUCCGUACGAGGACUCGGAAAACAGAACCAGGGCCGAGUCUGGGACUUCGGAGCCAGCCACCCCCGUGUACGGCUCGCCUAUGAAAUCCUCCAGCACGGAUGUGAAAUCUCCCAAACACAGACUUAUUAAAGUGGACUCUCAGGACCUGGGGCGGACCAAAAUCCUGCUCAGUGCCAUCUCGUUGGAUGACCAUCAAGAACCCGCAAUGCCGUCUGCUCCACUGGCGGGGGACACCGAUUAUUCGGACCCAUUCGAUGUUCGCCCGGACCAUCGACCAGAACCAGAUCCGAGACCGACUCCCUCAGAAAGCAACGGCUACAUGGAACCUUAUGAGGCCCAACGAGUCAUAACGGAGCUGCAACGUGGCCCCGGAGGAGGACGCUCGCGGGGCGGGCUGCAGCUUUACGACACCCCUUAUGAAGACGGGCGAGGCCAACGUUCGGGGUUUACGUUCGGAGAAGCUCAGGAGGAGGGCAGCAGCAGGCUGCCGCAAGACGAUGAAAGACCCGCUGACGAGUAUGACCAACCUUGGGAGUGGAAGAAAGAUAACAUCUCCAAAGCUUUUGCAGUGCAGUUUGACGGGCCCGACUGGGAUCGCUCGUCAUCGCCUACCGAGCGCUUGCGUCCUCCGGGGCCUCGCUCCAGCCCUCUAGUGGGCGGUGGCGGGGUGAAGUUUCGAAUGCCCCAGGAAGGUCUCACCAUGGUGGGGGAGAGAGUGGACCCCACACAGCCUCUGGAGAAGCAAGUGUGGUACCACGGUUCGCUGUCUCGGUCCGAAGCGGAGUCGCUGCUCACGUUGAGUAAAGAGUGCAGCUACUUGGUGAGGAACAGCCAGACCAACAGAUGUGACUACUCGCUGUCUCUAAGGAGCUGCCAAGGUUUCAUGCACAUCAAGUUCACACAGUGCAAAGACGGCAAGUACGUGCUGGGACACAACAGCCCGCCGUUCGACUCCAUCCCCGAGCUGGUGCAUUUCUACACCACGCACAAGCUCCCCAUCCGGGGCGCCGAGCACCUGUCGUUGCUCUUCCCCGUUCUAGUGCAGACUCUCUGACUAUAAAAUUAUUAUUUUUUUGGUUCAGAAACUUCAAACUCAUUCGUCCUGCUUAUUUUUUUUGGACUGGACCUUUCACUGCUGUGCCAAGUGUCACUAACCUCUGAGGAGAUUGAGUUUGAAAGAAACUCUUCUCGCUCUCUCGCUGACGGACUUCGGGACUUUCUCCUUUCAUUUUUAUUUUAUUUUUUUCUUGGCCACACAUCCGUCACAGCCGAGGAAGCACCUUGGGAGAUACACCAAGGUUCUGUUUCCAGAGGACGGUUCGCCGAACAACGAGAUUCAAUUACUGCUGGUUCAAAAAACACUUCAUUGACACUGGUUAAAUAUUCCUCUUGUCAUAUUUUUCACAUUUCUACUAGAAUCAAUAAAUGGAACUAUAGAGGAUGAUGAAUGUGUUUUUCAUGACUGAGCUUGAGAAAUCAUUUUUCAACUCUGCACAAAAGUCACGUUCAAAUUUUCCCUAAUUAGAGAAUUUUAUCUUUCAUGCAAAAUCCCACUCAAGCUCUUUGUUGGCAAUAAUUUUGGCCUUUUCAGAGCGAAGCGUCUCUCUCGAACUUUAAACGCCCUGUUUGCAGGCUGGAGACGAAUCAGGAAACACUUGAAAGCGUCGCCCCUUUCACGCCGCCCCCCCCUCACACAUUUGAUUGCCGAUUGUCCCCUCGCCAAGUGAUUUAGUAGCUGAUUGGCGAGUCGUAUUGAGUAAAUUCUUGCCAUCUGGAUGGUUUUUUUUGGGUCUCAUUUAAGAUUCUUGGUUGACUCUUUCGGUGAUUAAAAAUGGCUCACAUGGCAUUCCACCAAUUGUAAUAAAU
Messenger RNA from Syngnathus acus (greater pipefish), 2302 nucleotides. It is a transcript of the gene shdb, whose product is annotated as Src homology 2 domain containing transforming protein D, b. NCBI's taxonomy places the organism in Eukaryota, Metazoa, Chordata, Actinopteri, Syngnathiformes, Syngnathidae. The record is from RefSeq and is a predicted model, not a curated record. Gene Ontology annotation, molecular function: phosphotyrosine residue binding. Bases 306 to 1490 code for a protein of 394 amino acids. The transcript is spliced from 7 exons.